Molecule: messenger RNA, 183 nt
Organism: Clunio marinus
Lineage: Eukaryota; Metazoa; Arthropoda; Insecta; Diptera; Chironomidae
Source: the annotation of a GenBank genome assembly
AUGGAAAAACUACCCUUUAGAAAUCCAUUGAGCAAACAGAAUAAUGGAAAUGAGUGUUUUUUAUCCUAUGAUGUUGAAUGUUAUCAUUUUGCACGUUUGCAAUGCAGUUCUGUGUCACAUGUUUUCGAAAUUGUGUUAUUGAAAAUUGCUUCAUUUGGCGGAUGUUGUAAAAUGUUGUUGUAA